Molecule: messenger RNA, 4163 nt
Organism: Egretta garzetta (little egret)
Lineage: Eukaryota; Metazoa; Chordata; Aves; Pelecaniformes; Ardeidae
Gene: PPHLN1
Product: periphilin 1
Exons: 11
Coding region: 654-1856 (400 amino acids)
Biological process (GO): negative regulation of DNA-templated transcription; negative regulation of gene expression, epigenetic; protein localization to heterochromatin
Cellular component (GO): nucleoplasm
Source: RefSeq, a predicted model, not a curated record
CCUUCAAUGUUUUCUGCCUGUCCCAAGUAGGGGGGAAGGAGGAGAAAGUUACUUUCCUUUUUCCCACCAAACUCAGUUUUGUCUGUCUUGCCUUCUGUCUAGGUAAGAGAUACUGGAAUAUUUCUGAAGCACUAUCACAUGCAGAUUCUAAUUGUUGGAAGAAAAAGCAGUGUUUUCUAUCUUUAUGUCCUCAAAGCAGCAAUUGUUGCAAAAUUUGCCAUAAUAUUUCUAACAAGUUACAAUUCUCUUCCUAGGUCUUACCCGUAAAAAAGCAUCUAAGCUCUUUUUUUUGAGAUCUUUCCAAAGCGGAGGAGGGACAGAAGUGGUCCACGUUUGACAAUCUCUGCUGUUUGUCAAAGUGACAGUAUAAAACCAGAUACAUCCCCCUAGCAUCAGAGAUACUGCAGCUGCCUGCCUCUGCAUUUACAGCACAGCGUUGGUUUUGUGCUUUGUUCACAUAUGGCAAGACAAGGCCAUGUGUGUUAGAAAGCUGUACGUUUCUGAAACAAAAAUGUAGAUUCAGCAGAAGGGUGAUAGCACACACUGGAAAAUUAUGGAUCCUGGAGAAGUAGAUAUUUCUAGCUGUGAUGAAAAUUGAUGUCGCAACUAAUUGAAUGGGUCUUCAGAAGAGGAGUUGCUAAAACUGACAGAAAAUGGCAUAUCGAAGAGAUGAAAUGUGGUCUGAAGGGCGAUACGAUUAUGAAAGAGUUCCAAGAGAACGUCUCCCUCCAAGGAUUCAUCCUGAUGCAACAACAAAAUUUCUGCAUUUUCAGCAAACUGGAAAUCAGAUAAGUUUGCACAGGGAUGAUUACCAUAGAGUAGUAAACGUUGUGCCCAAGAAACCACCACUGCUCGAAAGGCCUGGGGAUGGGAAUUACAGUCGGUAUGAUGAUUACAGUCACGCUGAGUACAGAGACUAUGAAGAGAGUCGCAGUUUUGCCCAUGACCGAAGAAGUGGCCCUCCACACCGAGGUGUACGUAAGGAUGAAUCAGGGUACAGAUGGCCAAGGGAUGAUCAUCCUAUAAGUCGGCAGCCUGAAUACAGGGACAUCAGAGAUGGCUUCAGAAGAAAAAGCUUCUAUCCUUCUCAUUAUAUGAGAGAGCGAUCCCCUCAUAAGAGGGACUCUCCUUUCUUCAGGGAAUCGCCAGGGAGCCGAAGGGAUUCUCCGCACAGCAGAUCUGGCUCUAGUGUCAGCAGCAGGAGCUACUCUCCUGAAAGAAGCAAAACCUAUCCUUUCCACCAGUCCCAGCAUAGCAGAAGUAUGUCAUCUUUACAUAAAAGAAAUAUUUCUUCUCAGCAAGGUAAAGAGAGGACAUCAGUUCAAUCACUGAAAACCUCAAGAGAUGCAUCACCUUCAGGCUCCACAGCAGUACCCUUGUCAAAGGCCUUGGAUAAGAGCAACAGACUAUCGGAAAAGGAACUUGCGGAAGCUGCAAGCAAGUGGGCAGCCGAAAAAUCAGAGAAGGCCGAUGAGAGCAAUUUACCUGAAAUAACAGAGUAUGAUGCUGGAUCUUCAGCUCCAUUAUACGUUGAACAAACAGAGGAAACAGAAACAAAUAUAACGGACAGUACAGAAUUAUAUGAGGAUGGCCAGCUUCUUGGCCGCUCAAAAGCAAUUGCAACUAAGACAAAGGAGAUUGAACAGGUCUACAGACAAGACUGUGAAACCUUUGGCAUGGUAGUGAAGAUGCUAAUUGAUAAAGAUCCAUCAUUGGAGAAGUCCAUUCAGUUUGCCCUGAGGCAGAAUUUGCAUGAAAUAGGUGAGCGAUGCAUUGAAGAACUCAAACAUUUCAUUGCUCAGUAUGAUGCUGCCAAUCAAGAUCUGUCAGAAUCCUUCAAAGAGGGCUCAUACUAAGGACAAAAAUAUGCUUUUAGAUCCUCUGCAUUGUGUAUGCCAUAAUACAUAAAUCUGCUUUUUGCGGGGAAAGAGGAGAUCUUGUUGGAGAUUUGAACCCAAGGCCUGCACUCCUUCGUAGUAGCUCAGGUGGCUCUAUCUUGUUCACUGUGGUCUCCACAAUUGUAUUCUUCCUACCUGUACUUCUUGACAUAUAUUCCUUUGAAAGGAUGUUCUUUUCAAAAUGCUGUAAAGUGACAAACUAUUUUUGAAACCUUUACACAGUUACCUAGGAAAAAAUGUUCAGUCUGAUGGAUGUACACUUAUGUUUUGAUGUUUAUAAGUGUAACUUCAAACACUGUAUUUUUUAUUAAAAUAACAAGAAGCAGCUCUUCAUUCCUCAACUUAUGCAGAAAUAUGUCUUGUUUUCACAUAUGCUAUAGGAAGGGAAGACUUGCAAAAUUGUUCACAACUCUGAUUUAAAUUAUUUAUUAUAGUUUAAUUUUAAACUUCAGGUUCAUUCUGUAAAAUCACACUAGGGGUUAUCUCUAGUCUCUGACUGCCAGAGCAACUCUAACUACUUGACCUAAGUGCUGUAUUUUUGCUCUAAUUGCAGGUUCUGCAAAUGCCUUUUAAAUUUUGGUGUUUUCCAUAUUGUGAGUCAUUAGUCACUAGUAAGCAGUAUUAUGUAGGAUUAACUCCAUUUUUUGUCAAUAUUUGGAACUAAAUGUUACCUUUGUUAUGCUUUUGACUACACCUUACAGAGUGUAACUGCAGGCAGCCACUGAGCAGGGAAUGGUCCCUUCUCCUACUCUCUCCCCCUCCCCCUUACACCUUCUCACCACUUUUUAUGCGUUAGUUUUAACAGUUGGGAGGCUGUGGAAUCUUUACGUCUGACAUCAAGAAGGCACAGGGAUUUGGGAUGGCCAAGUGAGGCAAGGCAAACGAGUGGCACUGUCUCUUUAGUAACUCCAAGUUGCUUUGGAUUAGAUAUAAUGGGAAGAUGAACCCUAAGGUCCCAAAUUCAUCAUCAUUUCAAACCUAGGCAAGUCUGUGUAAUGUCUGGAGCCACUUUUGGCCUGAUAGAGCAACCUGUAGUUGGGGAGAAGUGGUUGAGGAGAGUCAAGAGGCUGCCAGUGCUUCUUGAUUAGUUUUCAGAGAUGAAAAAUAUCCAGGACUCAUUGGCAGUGUCCUGACCAUUGGAUUGUGCACAGCUUUACAUUUAAUAAGGUACUGUCUUUUAUGAACAUUUUAGGAAAGGAAUAAUUUGAGUCCACAAUCACAAAGAGGUAAGUAUAAGCAUGAUUAUUUUGUAUACAUUUGCAUUUAAAAACACAUGAAACUCUGUAAAAGGACUAAUGACUAAAGCUUACCAUUUCCAAAGUGCACAGUAUUUUUAAAUGAAAAAAUAAUUGAAUUCAGCCCCCUUAUCAAGACAGCUUCUCAGAUUUCAUCAGAAUGGCUUGCAGAAAAAUACAUGAAAUAGCAAUGAUUUUGCAUCUACAAGGUACUGUAUGUAUCACAGCAUCUUACACAUGCAAAUCUUGAUAUGCUAUAUUAAAUAUGUAUUACAUCAGAUUCCUGAGAUGCCUGAUUAGUUUUAAUGUCAGUAGGGUGUGGUUUUUUGCAGUCAGCUUUUGUUGGUUUCUAAGAGUUCACAUUGCUCAAAGGAGAUGACCUACAACUUACCUUGUGGGCACUUGGGAUUGCGUGGGCUGCGCAGUGAGUGGGAAUCAGCUCACGGAUCCUACAGGAUGCUAAUUUGGGGAGGGGGAGGGAGGAAGAGAGGCAACCUGUUGCGGCACAGUAGCUAGACCUGACCCGCCCCUUCUUGCAACAACCUGGCUUACCAAGAUCAGCUAUGAAACCACAGGCAAAGCCUUCUCUGAGGCAGAAGCGUAACUACAGCGCUUCACUACUUGCCUACAGGACCGAGAGCCCUUCCAGGGUGUUACAUCAGAGUUUCUGCUUUGGGUUAGAAAUGCUGAUGGAGAAAAAUACUGAAAUCAUGUUUAAUAUAUUUUUGAUUAAAAAUGUCCAUCAUUACUGUACAGUUUGUUAGGAGUCUCCUUUGUUAGAGGCCUGAUUAAAUUUACUAUGAUAAAAAUAUCUGAUUUUUCAAGUGUUCUGUAAAGUAAGACCUAAGUUUACUAUCUUAGAAUCCUAGAAUAUCUUGAGUUGGAAGGGACCCAUCAGGAUCAUUGAGUCCAACUCCCUGCCUCUUGCAGGACUACCUAAAACUAAACCACAUGACUAAGAGCGUUGUCCAGACACUCCUUGAACUCUGACAGGCUUGGUGCUGUGAUCACUUCCCUGGGGAGCCUGUUC